Auxenochlorella protothecoides is the source of this 873-nucleotide messenger RNA. Its product is annotated as Histone H4. The coding region runs from base 1 to 873 and encodes 290 amino acids. Lineage: Eukaryota; Viridiplantae; Chlorophyta; Trebouxiophyceae; Chlorellales; Chlorellaceae. Gene Ontology annotation, biological process: nucleosome assembly. The transcript has 3 exons. The record is from RefSeq and is a predicted model, not a curated record. Gene Ontology annotation, molecular function: DNA binding; protein heterodimerization activity; structural constituent of chromatin.
AUGUUUCCGUUGCUCAAGGAUACCCAGGCUUGCACAUCGCCGCGCACACCUCCGCCGGUCUGUAAAGACGGCCUGGGAAACCAUGCAGGUUCAUGCAAGCGGCUGAGCGGCUUCACAGACGCUGCGCAGACCGUCAGUCGUGCGUCGGUGCGCCGGCUGGCUCGCAGGGCAGGGGUGAAGCGCAUCGGUUCCGAGUUCUACUCCGAUGCGGAGGGGAGCCUGAGGCGCUUUUUAGGCACCCUCGUCGAGGACAUCGGCGUCGUGACGGAGCAUGCUCGUCGACGCACGGUCACAGUGGGCGACGUGCUCCUGGUCCUCAAGAGGAAUGGCAGGACCUUGUAUGGCUUCGAGGAGAAGCAGCGCAAGAGGCGGCUCGUCCAGCGGUUGCCUCCCCACUCCCUGGCGGAGUCGAUGGCCCGCGUCUGCAGUACAAGUUCUGAGGCACAGGGCGAGGCGACGAGCAAGUCAGCCUCGAUGGAGCGUGGUGCACCGACUCAGCAUGUCACAAGGCCUCCCGCAGAGGUGGCCGUAGUAGCCAUGGCCGGGAGCAAGCCCACGUCCAACGGCUCGGAGCCAGGAGUGCCACAGGCACAGCUGGGUCCCCGCACCCCUGGCCCCAUGACACCACACCGCGCUCAAGACAUCCAGAUCGGGCUCAGCACCUUCAGGGACAGCGUGCUGGAGCGCCAGGCGCGCAGCUGCGCCCCCGUCUCGCAGGCCCUGGAGUGGGUCUCGGCCGAGCUGGCGCGGACAGGGAAGGGACCCUGCUCGCGGACGGAGUUUGAGGUGGUGCUGGACGCUCUGGACCGGCGGAAUGCCAUCAUGCUGGAUGGCGACGCAGAGUCGCCAUCCAGGACCCUGUACUUCCUGUGA